Gloeophyllum trabeum ATCC 11539 is the source of this 1610-nucleotide messenger RNA. RefSeq names its product guanine nucleotide binding protein alpha subunit. The record is from RefSeq and is a predicted model, not a curated record. The transcript is spliced from 9 exons. Lineage: Eukaryota; Fungi; Basidiomycota; Agaricomycetes; Gloeophyllales; Gloeophyllaceae. Gene Ontology annotation, cellular component: heterotrimeric G-protein complex. Gene Ontology annotation, biological process: adenylate cyclase-activating G protein-coupled receptor signaling pathway. Bases 22 to 1452 code for a protein of 476 amino acids. Gene Ontology annotation, molecular function: GTPase activity; G-protein beta/gamma-subunit complex binding; G protein-coupled receptor binding.
CCUGAACUGCGUGCACCCGCCAUGGGCAGGCUUUCCAUCGAACAUGACCCGCUCGCGUGCAUGACCGCCCCUCCCGCGAAUGAGACAUGGGAGCAGAAGCUGGCUCGGGAAAGGCGCGAGGCAGAGGCAAAGCGAAUAUCGGACGAGAUAGACCAGAAGCUCAAAAGCGAGCGUGCGGCGUUGAAGAGGAACAAGAAACCGGUCAAGGUGCUUCUGCUCGGGCAAGCAGAGAGUGGCAAGUCCACGACGUUGAAGAAUUUUCAACUUGCCUAUGCUCGGGAAGCUUGGCAGCAAGAACGGACGUCCUGGCGAGCCGUAAUUCAACUCAAUCUUAUCCGAUCGAUACGCACCAUCCUCGACGCCGUCGUCCAGGAAAUGGCAGGCAAUCCCCCGUCGUACGACUCGGACGACGAGAACCCAGUCAGCCCGACUUCGCGUCCGCCCCUGCAGUUCUCGGAAAAGCACCGUCUGCUGAAAUUCCGGCUACUGCCUCUCCGGAGGGUAGAAGCUGACCUGAAGCGGCGGUUGGGCGCGGCUAGUGAGGAAAUCUCUGCGUCUGUGUCUGUCCACGGCUCGUCUACGCCUGAGCCAGGUGUGGAUGUCCCACCUGACUUCGCUGUGCGCUCAUGGAAAGAUGCCUUUCAAAAACCUUCCAUGUCUCCGAAGCCGUCCAGCGUUGGUCAUGGCCAGGUAGAUUCCGAUGAUGCCACAGACGUUAUCGCGGAAUGCAGGGAAGACAUCAAGGCCCUGUGGGAGGAUCCCGUCGUGAGGCAGGUCCUCAAAAGGCGGAACGUCUCGAUCGAAGAAUCCUCCGGCUUCUUCUUGAAUGACAUUGACCGCAUCGCUGUUCAUUCGUACAUGCCCACGGACGGGGAUGUCAUGCGGGCGCGGCUUCGCACCGUAGGCGUCCAGGAGCAUCGGAUAACCUUCGAGGAGGGGCCCGAUAUCGGCCAUGAAUGGGUGAUCUACGACGUGGGCGGGUGUCGUACGUCGCGGGCAGCCUGGGUGCCGUACUUUGAGGACGUGAACGCGAUCAUCUUCCUCGCGCCGGUGUCCGGCUUCGACGAGCGCCUGGCGGAGGACCCGAGCGUCAACCGGCUCGAAGAUACGUUCCUGCUCUGGAAGUCGAUCGCGUCCUCGCCGCUCCUGGCGGGCACCGCGAUCAUCCUAUUUAUGAAUAAAUGUGACAUUCUCGAGCAGAAGGUCAAGCGCGGCGUCGUGGUCAGGAAGUACAUGCCCAGCUACGGCGACCGGGAGAAUAGCACCACGCAUGUCUUGAAAUAUCUUCGUGGUAAAUUCAAGGAGAUGCUCAAGCAAUACUCGCCACGCCCACGGCCCUUCUAUGCGUAUGCUACUUCCGUCGUCGAUACGAAGGCCACUGCCGUUACUCUUACCUCCGUUAGGGAUGCGAUCCUGCGUGAUCAUCUGAAGCAGGCCGACUUUGUCUUCUGAUCUCGUCGACGCCGUCAUCCAGUCGCAAAAUUAUCUCUAGAGUGCUCUAAUCUACCUUAUACACGCACGUAGUGUUGUUGUUGUGGUUGUAUAGUGUAUACAGACGCACUGCUCCGGCGUCCGUGCCGCGCACCGACCGAGCAAUCAGUAAUAAAAGC